Molecule: messenger RNA, 2040 nt
Organism: Chaetomium fimeti
Lineage: Eukaryota; Fungi; Ascomycota; Sordariomycetes; Sordariales; Chaetomiaceae
Exons: 1
Coding region: 192-1982 (596 amino acids)
Biological process (GO): protein phosphorylation
Molecular function (GO): ATP binding; protein kinase activity
Source: RefSeq, a predicted model, not a curated record
UUCGGGCGUGCUUUGUCAACAGGCCCGGGGCACGCGGGCCGUGUUGACUGCUUCAUCUGCUCACUACCUACAGCCCUGCCCAGGUUAGGUGACGAUUAACCUCUCGAGAACAUUACUCUCGUGGGUCGACUUGUGCAGCCGGUAGCUGUUUUCACAAAAUCAUAGCCUGGUCGAACCUCAUACUCUUCGCCAUGGAACUCAGCUCGGCAGCGAUACACGAUGUCAUCCACCCCACGGCCGCCUUCAACCAGAACUCGGCAUUGGCCCGACGUAGGGCUCCAGCGCCGUCAAAGGGUGUUCCUUGGGAGGAUUCCCAACAAAACCCAAAGAACCGGCUCGACAGCCUCGACCUUCCUCGAGCGCCCCUCUUCAGGAUUGACGGCUGCACAGGCCUAGGGACACAGUAUUAUGCUGUCCCCAUCUUCCGCCCCGACAUGCCGCUGAUGCGCUUCGAUGUGUUCAUCCCAGGGGAAGCAGUUGCCUCCCCCGAUCUCCGCGAGCUACUGGGUUUGGAUACCGCCUUCCACACAAAAGACGCACCGAGACUCCGGCGACUGGGCAUUUCCACCUACAUAGUGCGCGUGCUGCAAGCCUGGGUUACAGAAAACGGCUAUGGCACUUAUUCAUCGCUGUCUGAAACCCUCCCCUUCGGCUCCCGCAUCAUCUUGGAGUCUCUCCACUUCGACAUCCGCAAGACGAAACCCUCCGUUGUGCCGACUUACUAUGUGGAGAGGCAGCUGCUUGGAACGGCCAGAUUAGACGAGAGCCUCGGUGUUGCCCCUGAACUCCUCCCGAAGGCCAUCGACAUCUCGCGCUUGACCAUCCUCCGGAUACUGUACGACAGUGUGUGCCUCGUCCGUAUGCCGGGCCAUGGGGCUAACCAUGGGACUGGCAACCUAUGGAUCUUCAAGGCCCUGACCAGCAGCACCAAAUAUCUGUUCGUAGAGCUGCGAAACCUGCUGCAGAUGGAACCGCACCCAAACGUUAUUUCGAGGCCUGAUUAUCUCGUCACCAAGCGCUGCUUGUUCGGUGGCAAGACAGCGGUACUUGGCUUUCUUUUGCCCUUCCACGAGCCCGGUAGUGUUCGUGAUGCACUGCCGCUGCUGCGUAUCCACGGCCGUCUCAGCCUAGAACAGCAGCUGAGAUGGGCCAUUCAGCUGACUUCGGCUGUCUUGCACGUCCAUGAGCGCGGCCGCAUGUUCUAUCCAGACCUGCGGCUUGAUAAUAUUCUCCUCUCUGCCGCCCGCGAUAUCGUCCUGAUCGAUCUCGAGCAACGCGGCGUGUGGUGCGAGUUUUCCGCCCCGGAGGUCAACGCAAUCGACUACGUGCGCAUCCUGGCCGGCGACGAGGUGGAUGAGGCCAAUCUCACCAUCCCGGAAGAGGCACGCAAGCGCUUCACCGCCAUCCUCGACCGGCUUCUCCCGGGUUGGGAUGUCCUCCAGGCAUGCGAGGAUUACUCUUCUCCGCGGCCACAUGGAUACUCGAACUACAACAUCCCCUGGCUCGCUCUAGAUGAGACGGAGCAGGAGGCCGCGACCGUCUACAUGCUCGGUCGAGUCCUGUGGUGCAUUUUCGAGGGCCAGAGCGCGCCGCAGGAGGCUGCCGUUUGGCAAUCCUACCGCUAUGAGCCGGACAUCGAGUUCCCGGUCUUUCGCUUGACACCAGAGACGCUGAUGAGCCUUAUUGACCGCUGCACAAAGGGCAGGCGUGGUACGCUGUCGGACUUGAUUGUCAGGCAGGGGAGCAGGCUUGUGCUCCGGGACAGGGAGAGCACUAGCGAGGAGGUACUCGGCGUGGCUCGCGGCUGGUGGGAGGCUGAGAUUAGGGCCACGGAGGCGUUUCUCAGCGAGCGUGAGGAAUUGAAGGCCAGCGGGCAGUGGGAUGGGAACCACUUUGGGCGACCCAAAUUGGCAGAGGUUCUGGCCGAGCUGAAGAAGUUCUACGAGGUGAUCGCGUCCCCUACUGUUACGGAGGAAAGCUGAAGGGGGAUCCGGUAAUCGGCAAAGCCAGUCACGAUACCCCUAGAUCUUACUGUGGUGG